AUGAAAAUAAUAUUUCUCUUUCUGAUUGUUAGUUUUUGUGUACAAGGCUAUGAAAUUGAUGGAGGAAGAAUACACAAACCAAAGAAACAACAAUUUCAUAGAUUACAUGACCACCAAAGCACCCAGGGUUCAAUAGAUGAUGAUUUUGAUUGCGUUGAAAUUUAUAAGCAACCUGCUUUUCAACACCCUUUACUAAAAAAUCACAAAAUUCAGCUUUUUCCAACUUUUAUGAGGACUCGCAUGCAAAAUAGAUCAUCUUACCUUGGUAAAGCUAACAAAGAUGAAAAUUCCAUGAGAGGAUGUCGUCCCGGUAAAGUGCCCAUUAUCAAGACAACAAUGAGACAGAAGUUGAAAACUCAUCCAUCUUCAAGAUCCGAACUUGAUAAUUUUACUCAAUAUUCUAAAAGUUACCCUGGGCAUCAUUUUGCUACCCUGGAUACAACCCAGGAUAUAACGUUUCAUGGAGCAAGUGCAGCUAUUAGCACGUAUAAUUUAUCGCUUCAUGCAAACCAAUAUAGCAUAUGUGGAUUUUGGAUUCAAAGUGGUCCACCUACAGAACUCAAUAGUAUACAAGUCGGAACCGGUAUUCAUCCUAGCUUGUAUGGAGACCAUCAAAUACGUUUAACUGCACAUUGGACAGCAGAUGGCUAUCAUAAAACUGGAUGUUUUAAUCAACUAUGUCCAGGUUUUGUGCAAGUCCAUUCACAAUUUAGCUUAGGAGAAGUCUUAAAGCACAGCUCUGUUAUUGGAUCAGAAGAAAAAUAUUUAUCAGAUAUAAAAGUCAAACAGGAUAAAUUCACAGGUCAUUGGUGGUUGUUUGGUAGUCUUGAUCAUAUUCCAAUGGGAUAUUGGCCUAAACAAAUAUUUACUCACUUAAGUAAGGGUUCGUCUUUGGUUAGAUAUGGUGGUGAAACAUUUGCUCCGCCCAAUACGAUUAGUCCCCCAAUGGGUAGUGGAAGAUUGCCUCAAGAGUUAUUCAAAAACUCGGGUUACAUUGCAGAUCUAAUGAUUGUGGAUUCAAAUUACAAUGAAGUUGAAGUAAAUUCCAAGUACAUGAAGCCAAAUUGUGACACAACAUCUAAUUGUUAUGACGUGUUGUAUCAUGGUUAUGAAGGACCUUUUUAUCGCCAAGCCUUUCUCUUUGGUGGGCCAGGUGGGCAAUGCGGUAUAUGA
Messenger RNA from Lotus japonicus, 1173 nucleotides. RefSeq lists its product as uncharacterized. NCBI's taxonomy places the organism in Eukaryota, Viridiplantae, Streptophyta, Magnoliopsida, Fabales, Fabaceae. The coding region runs from base 1 to 1173 and encodes 390 amino acids. The record is from RefSeq and is a predicted model, not a curated record. The transcript is spliced from 7 exons.